Messenger RNA from Drosophila miranda, 834 nucleotides. RefSeq names its product adult-specific rigid cuticular protein 15.7 (gene Cpr72Eb). The record is from RefSeq and is a predicted model, not a curated record. Gene Ontology annotation, molecular function: structural constituent of chitin-based larval cuticle. Bases 81 to 770 code for a protein of 229 amino acids. The transcript has a single exon. Lineage: Eukaryota; Metazoa; Arthropoda; Insecta; Diptera; Drosophilidae. Gene Ontology annotation, cellular component: chitin-based extracellular matrix.
UAGAGCGAGUACUAGUCCACGACACUAGCAGCGCCCCAAAAGAUACCAUAUCUGAAAUUCCAUAUCGAAUCCCGAAUCAAAUGAGCAAGAUGCACUCUUUCAACCUUUGCCUGAUGAUCGCCACCGCAACCUCUUUGGUGUGCGGAUCGCCUCUCCUGGAAUACGGAGCCCCGCCAGCGGGCGACAGCGUGAGCCAGUACCACACGCAGGACGAGCACGGCCAGUAUGCCUAUGGGUAUAUGGCGCCGCUGUACUCCAAGCACGAGACCCGCACUGCGGACGGAGUCACGCGCGGCACCUUCUCUUACGUGGAUGCCAGGGGCGUGACCCAGACCGUGGACUAUGUGGCAGAUACAGAGGGCUUCCGCGUCAGCUCCAGCCUCAGCCAGCAGCAGGCCAACGAGGAGACCCCCGAGGUGGCUGCUCUGAGGGCCCAGCACCUGGCUGCCCAUGCGCAGGCCAAGCUGCGUCUUGCUGGGGGGGAUUCAUACGCCGGCUCUGUGGAGCUGCCUCAGCCCGUACAGGAUACACCCGAGGUGGCCGCCGCCAAGGUGGCCUUCUUCAAGCGAUUCGAGGCCGAGAAGCUGCGCAAUCAACUGCUCAGCGAGAAGCAGAUCAAUCGAGUGAUCGCCCCAUCUAUCCCUGUUAGAUCCCAGCCGCUGUACGUCUAUCAGCCACUCACUGGAUAUGUCUACAACUACCACCAGUCCAAGUCCAAGGCUCAGGCUAAGACUCAGACUCCCUCGAGGGACUACCUUCCAGUGGUCUGAUGUUCUGGCCGAUCUUUGAGAUCUUCUGUUAAUUGUUGAGCAAUAAAUGAUGCAAAUCCGAAAA